AUGGAGGUUUCCAAAGAUCAGAUCGCCGUUCUUCUCGAAAACGGCCUGUACGAGUCCGCUCAAAUGCUGGUAAGGGAUGUCGAAACUGGCGUGCUCUUUGGGGUUACUCGUGCCAGCUAGACUUUACCUCCUUUUGCUUCAGAAUUCGAUGCCUGGUUCGCGCGGAAAUGGAACUAACUUGUAAUCUCACCUCCCGAGACGCCAUUUUCUCUUUCCGGCACAAAAUGCCACCUUAUUCUGUUGACCGGGGGGUGUGUUGUGAAAUUCUCUCGAAAUGAAGGUGAAGGAUAUAAUUCCAUGUAUAGUAUUUUCUGAUGUUGAGGUGGUCACCAAGAUAUUUCUCGGAAGUAUCUUUGCUGGUGUAACUCGACUGUGAUGAUUACCACUUGCUUUUGCUUUUCGGGCUUGAGGAAGUAGAAAAGUUUUCUUCUUUUUUCAUUUAGAGUUAAGUUGGUUUAAGCAAUGUACUUGAUAAUUAAUUUAUCUCGGGUUUAAAUUUUCAUUCGAAGACAUUUCUGUCAUAUAAUUGAAUAUUGACAAACUGAGUAGACAUUGACAACCUGCCUGGCAAUUAAUUGCUUGGUACAGCAGCUGGUUUGUUGGAUUUCAAUCUGCAUGCAGCCCGAUUAUUGCUUUUUUGAUGAUAGAUUCAGUAAUAUUUCUAUUAAAACAGUGCACACAUUUCAUGAAUCGAUGUCAUCUUAAUCCUUUGUGAUCUAAAAACGUGUAAUAGCAAAUAUUAUUUUUGGAGGACGAAAGAGAGAAUAAUUUUACUGAGGGAUAUGAACUUGCGAUCAAGAGUAGGCUGUCCGUCUUGAGGAUGCUGGUGACGCCCGAAAGGAGCUGCUGGGGACCUUUGCGAAUUUUCAUGUCGUAUGCAUCCCAUUGUCUAUCUAUAUGAGAUAUUAUCAAGAGAGAACGGCAUGAUUUAUUGCUUUUAGUGAUAGGAAGACGGUAAAAGGAGAUAAUGGAUUGAACGGAUGAGUUACCUCCUCUCUUUAUGUCGUUCCCCAGAACCAAGGAAAUUCGACUUAAGAUAUGUCGUAUUUUUUCCUUCCUCUGUAAAAACUCAUAUCUUCUUCUUUCUCCCUAAAAGUGAGAUAAAAUAGCAUCUUCUCUACUGUUUUUCCAUCAAAAUAGUAAACUAGGGAUUUUUUGUCUUUUUCAUGUAGCUAGUCAUGUCUUUUAACGAGGAUAAUGAUUUUCUGCCUAUUGUCAAUAUUUCUGGAUAGUUAUAACUCAAUGCUUUGUUCAACAUGCUUUUUUCUUUUUGGAGGUGGGCAGUUCUAUCUCUUAUAAGGAACAAUAAUUUAUUCGUUUACAUUUCUCUCUAAUGACUUUCUUUCUACUCUUAAUUGCGUGCAAAUUGCAACAGGGAUGCUAUCUUGUUUCUUCGGCUGCUGCAAAUGCUGAAAGCAGUCCAUAUCUCAAGGCUGAAGCUUUGGUGCGAUUUGAAGUUCCCAAGAUUCUUUUCUCUCACAUGCUUUUAUUUGCACAGGAAAUGCCCCAUUUCUAAAUUCUUUUAAUAAAAUAUUAAUUUAAAUGGAAAUUAUUCGCGAAAUUAUAUUUUCAGUUGCUACCAGUCUCCUUCAUCUCCUGAUUAGGUUUUACAUCCAAGCUUUAACAUAGGUGGUUGACAUGAAUUGUUACAAAUGUGGUGCUGGAGAUCAAUCUCACCACAACAUUUUGAGCUGUCUACUUGGUUAUUCGAUUUGUUCCUUGGUGAUUGCAUGUCUAGUCACAUUAAUGUAAUUGUGUGCUGUUUUAAUGCCAGUUACAAUCCUUCUAGUUUAGACUACAAAAUAACAUUUUCGACCAAUGACCACCUUUUCGUAAAAUAUUUGAACAAACACUUAAUAUUAUUAUGGCUCAUUCAAUAACUUGUCACGACCUGUAAAAUCCUUAAAAUCGAUGCUGCUGAAAAUUAAUCUUGAUUCUUUCACCCAGUCUCAUCUUACUGAUCUAAAACAGGGUGCUACUUGAUUUGAUAGUUGUAAUUUUUUUUCCGCAUAGCUCACAAUCUCUGAUUCCUAUUUUUUCUGGGAAAUCCCAGCCAUUCAUUUUGCCUGGUAGAAAUCAAUAAAACUUGUUGUCUACUGAUCUUGAGUUGAGAAGGUUCAAUAAGUUCACAAUGCAUGGCAGAUAUCUUUGUCUCGUAGUAUUCUAGAAUUGGGAUAUCAUUAAGCGAUAUGUUAGUUCCUUCAGAAUUCAGGCCUGCUUCUAUAUGGAAGUAUUAUCAGAAUGGAGCUCUUGUUGUUUAUUGCAUGAUGUUAUUCUUUGUAGGCACUCACUUUUUGUAUCACUAUAUUUUCUUUGAUAAAUGGUAUUUUCUUCUUUCAGGUCCUUCAAGGUGAUGCUUUGUAUGAGGAAAAUGAAUUGCGAAGAGCUUUAGUAAGUCUAAUAAAAUAUUCAAUGUGUAGAGUAUUUAGAAUUUUGCAGUCUCCUUAAUCACAAGUGGAGUCUGGAUUUUUGAUGUUGAUAUCUUUCGUUUACAUUCAUCAAUUCGAAUAGAUUCGCAGGUGCUUUGACUCUACUGCUAGAUUAUAACGAAAUAUGGUUUAAUUACAAGGACUUAGAAAUAUCAAGGAUUCAUAGUAAUUGGAACUUUAAAUGCAGCUAGGAUACAUAUACUGAAAAGAUAAACCAAUUUGUCUCACUUCCUAUUUUUUCUUCCAUUCUUUAUUCAGUUUUUGGCUUGACAUCUUGAAAUGAUUUGCAAUGUGUAUAAAAUAAUGACACAUGUCCUUGAUUAUCUUUUUUUAUUGUUGUCAGCACAUGUACAAACAAGCCUUGCAACUUUGUAAGACUAUUCCUAAGCAAACUACACCGGUUUCUAGAAGUUCAGUGACUUCCUCAAACAUGCCAUCUUCUCCCAAUUCUUUGAACGGUUCUACGAUUAAUGAGAAUGAGGUACAGCUUAGUUAGCAGUCUAUACUUCUUGGUUCAUAUCUGAUCUCUUCAUUAACUAUGAAUUUUUGGUGUGGGUUGAUUAGUUGAUUCCUAAAGUGUACUCACCAGUGUCCUGGUAAUAAGGCAUAUCAUCAUCUGAUGAAAUGUAGCAACAUAGUGUGCUAUAGUACGUGUUCCUUUGAUCACAGAUGUGUUUUUUCUUUUACAAAACCUUACCGUUUCUCUUUGUUUCCUUUGGCAGGUUAAAUUCAAGAUAUGUCUUUGCUAUUGCAAAUUAAAUGAGAACCGUGCUGCCCUUGCAGAGGUGUUUCUCCUCGGUCUUUUUCCCAAGUUUUCUUGCUUGCUCCACUUCCUGAAUAUUAUUAACUUUUUUUUUGCCAUCUGCAUCUUAUGGCACAUCAAUUUCAACCAAUCUUUGUACAAUAAGAAAAAAUGAUUUUUUAUGAUAAAGAAGGCAAUUAAUUGUGAGGAGAAUUCCUGGAUAUCAUUUUUACAUUGUACAUUUAUAUUGAAGAUGUUAUAUGUUGCAGCUCUUUUUGUAAGCCAUGCUACAUUGCUCGGCCAUGAAGUGAGAAACCUAAACACACACAGUUCAGUCCUUUAUACAUGAUUAACAUAGAAGAAUAACAUUUUUUUGUAUGGAUUAAAUAUGGAAAGUGGCAUCUAGAUGGGUAAGUGCUUCAGAUGAACACUGUGUUUGGAUUAAAUGUCCCUUUGAUAGAGGUGAGCUCUUUCUCUUUAUUAUAGCCUUGGUAAUUAAUGAACAAUCUUGUGCGAGCUCCUUUUCUCUACCGAUGAGUAUUCAUUAUGCCCCUAUUGAUAUGUAGAUGGAUGGGAUUCCAAGUAAAGCAAGGACUCUUAGAAUGAAUCUCGUAUUGGGAAAGCUUUUACGCAUUUCAAGGCAUAAUCGUGCAUCCAUUGCCUGUUACAGGGAUUGUAUAAGGUAAGGAAACCAGAAUGCUUGAUUACUUGUCGUUCAAGAUCACUUGGAGAAGUUCUCCCGUAGAAACGUUACCAGUCCCACACAAUCCUCAUAUUAUUUUUUUUAUCCUUUCGAUUAAAAUACCCAACACACAUCAACCUGCACCUUUUUAAGAUUUCAUUUCCCUUUUCUUCUAUACUUCUUGUCUUCAACAUGUAAUUUCUUUAUUUUUGUGCAUCGAAGUAUCCUGUUUUAAUGUCUUCUUUUAAUGCUUAUUAAUAUGUUUGAUUUCGUUAUGAUCAUGAUUUUCUGGCUUAUUAACGAUUAGUUUUUGGAAUAUUCAAAAAGCUUGACCGAUUUGACAUACCCAUUAGGUGCAUCAAUCAAUUAUUUCAUGUGACUAGCAAUAUGGGUUGAAUUGAAACCUAGAUUAUCAUGUAGACUUGAUUUGGCACUUUUCAGUUGGUCCGAAUUGAACUGAAGUCAGCUGAGCCUCUUGUUGCCUGAUUGUCUUGGAGAAUCCUAAAGAAAAGAAUUAUUACCCAAGAUAUUGAACAAACUUAUCACCUAAGUUCGCUUUCCUGAUCUUGUGUUCUUUUGACUAAUAUAUAGAACUAAGAAAGGUGUAGUAGGCCAGUAAUAAACUUAAAAAUUGCUUCAGAAAUAUCCACCAACUAGUCAAAGAAUAGAACUAAGUGUCCAGUCUGUUCACAUCCCAUAUUGUGAUAGCUCUAUCUUUUUGUGUCUGUGUGUGUAUUCAGUUACGGCUAAGCAAGUACAUGUUUCCAGAUACUUCUUUCUUCUCAUUUUUCUGUUUCUCAGCUUAAUCGCAUUUAACAGUCUUCAGUGUUUGUUUGUUACAGGCAGUGUCCUUACGUUUUAGAAGCCAUUUCUGCUUUGGCUGAACUAGGAGUCUCUGCCAAAGAUAUCCUGGUUCUUUUUCCACAGGUAUGAAAUAUUUCUCCUGAUUUGCUGGCAUUUGAUGACUGGAUUAUGAACAUAAGCUGUCGCCUGCAAAUCCUAUUAAUUUGUUUUCUAUUUUGCUUUUAUUUCAUCAUUUUGGUAUAGUCUUCAAGAAUGAGGUAGCCUGUAAUUUUAGGAUUUUCGUUGCUUUCCUUUGUCCUGUGGUCACAUUUGUUCCUGUCUGGACGUCAUUGAGUGGUUGGUUGGCAUGGAGACCUAGGAGCAUGGGAAAAUGGUGAGUUGGUUGGUUAUUAAUAGGGGUUUUACGCCUUUUUCCUUCUUAUCUCUUCUCUCCAGUGGUCUAUUUCAAGGAUCAUUAAUCAGAUCAGAUCCUAGUUUUGACAUUUCUGAUCUCGUUCUGAGCCUGUUCAAGGAUUGAUCUCUUGGAAGAUCAGUUUCAUUUAAGUGAAAAACAUAGAAAAAACAAAAGAGGUACGUUAGAAUAUUAAUUUGUAAAAUGUAUUUUAAAUAAAACACUUUUAAAAGGAUAUUACGGAAAAUUUCCCAUGAAUUUUUUUCGUUGGUCAAUGGUGGGGGAGACCAAAUAAAGAAGAGAAAAGGAAGAGGAGGUAGCAUGUAGCACCAAGUUGCUGUAAAUUUUAUUCUUUUCUUCUUCAUGAUUUCUAAUUCUGCUUACUUUUGUGAGGAUAAUGAAGAUUUCUGCAUCCUAAAGCUGCCUCCUCUUUGCUGUUUUUUUCUUUCUUUUCUUUUUUACAUUUCCUAUUCUUCUGGUUCUUCUUGGAAUAGUGAAGACUAUGGUGUUGGAAUCCCCAAUUUUGCAUACCAGGCUUGUAGUUCAACGAUUAUAUAAGAGCAAAGUUAGGAAAUACUGCAUUAGAUGUUAAAACCUUGUUGGCUUCUUUGGAGUCUUGACGUGUGAUUGGAGGGUUUUUUGGAGGAUUUUGAACGUUGUAGGUGCCAUUUAACAUAUGAGCAACUGAACAGCACCUCCUUAAUCUUUUUUCUUUUUGCUCUUGAUGCGUCAAAGUGACAAGUAUUCUUGAGUUUUCUUGUUGACGCUCAUGCAAACCGUAAUGUUAUUAGUUGCCCUUAAAGUGAAUCUCUUAAUUGUCGUGUGCCUAUAUCUUGAUAGUACAAAAAGUUGAUCUUAUUUAAAUAAUCAGACUGUGUUGGUGUGAGAUGGCGAAGAAUGACAAGAGUAGGUUUGGAUCACAAGUCACUGGACUGUGCAUAAUUCUAUUAGUAUUUUUAGUCGAGAUAACACGCGGUCUGGAGCUCUGAUAGGGGCCCAGCACUCGUGGAAGAGGAACUCUAACUUUAUUGAUCAAAAACUGUUUACAAGGAGAGCGGGAUCUAGUAUUUAUACAAGAUCCCUAGAAAGUUCUAGACACACAUGUAACACGAAAUGAAAGGUACAUGAGGACAUAUAUGUAGACUUGUAAGGUUAACAUGUUAUUAAGUACAUCUCGACAACACUCCCCCUUGAGGUGGUGAAUGGAUGUCAUCCAUUCCUAGCUUGGGAAUAAUCUUCUACAAUUGUGUCCCCGAGAUGCCUUUAGUAAGCAUAUCUGCCAACUGUUUAUUUGUUGGAAUGUAUGAUAUACAAAUCACAUUGGCCUCAAGUUUCUCUUUGAUGAAAUGGCGAUCAAUCUCCACAUGUUUGGUACGGUUAUGCUGUACUGGGUUGUGCACUAGAUUGAUUGCUGACUUAUUGUCGCAAUAAAUCGUCAGAGGACUGAAUAAAGGAAUUUGUAACUCGUCAAGUAAGUUCUUGACCCAAAGUAACUCACAUAUUCCUUGGGCAAGUGCCCUAAUUUCAGCCUCAGCUCUUGAUCGAGCAACUACAUUCUGUUUUUUACUCCUCCAAGUGACCAGGUUGCCACCAACAGAAGUAAGAUGACUGGAGGUUGCUUUCCACUUCGUUUAAAAAGAACCCCUUUUGUUGGUGUGCCUUUCAAAUAAUGUAGCACUCGGUAGGCAGCAUGUAAAUGACACUCUUUAGGUUGAUGCGUAAAUUGGCUCAAUAUACUCACUUGAUAUGAGAUAUCCGGUCGAGUGUGUGUUAGAUAAAGUGGUCGGCCAAUGAGACGUUGAUACAUCUCACGGUUAAUAGAAUUUUCUUCAUCUGCCAUACACAAUUUCUGGUUUGGAUCAAUAGGUGUAUUGGCUGGUUUACACCCAGAUUUCCCUGUUUCAGCUAACAAAUCUGUUAUGUACUUUUGUUGAGAAAUAAAAAUACCUUUAGAAGAAUAUGCCACUUCGAUUCCUAAAAAAUACUUGAGUCGUCCCAAAGUCUUGACAUCAAACUCUUGGGCCAAACAAUUGCUCAAGUUUUGGAUCUCUCCUUCAUCAUUUCCUGUGAUGAUAAUAUCAUCAACAUAAACUAAUAGAACUGUAACUCCCCUUGAAGAAGAGUGUUUAAAAUUUAAUGUGUGAUCAGGAUUACUUUGUUUGUAAUUUAGUUUCUUCAUGGCUACUAUAAACCUUCCAAACCAUGUGCGUGGAGACUGUUUGAGGCCAUAAAAGAAUUUCUUUAACUUGCAAACAAGAUUAGAUGAAUGAUUACCCUCAUAUCUUGGUGGAAGAGUCAUGUAGACUUCUUCAACCAAAUCAUCAUGCAAGAAUGCAUUUUUAACAUCAAAUUGUUGAAUAUUCUAGCUGAAAAUUGCUGCUAAGGACAGUAAAAAGUGAACUUUAUUCAUUGUGGCCACUGGUGCAAAAGUUUCUUGAUAAUCUAUUCCACAUACUUGUGUAUAAUCCUUAGCCACCAGCCGAGCUUUAUACCUCUCAAUCGAACCAUCUGAUAUAUAUUUCACUGUGUACACCCAUUUGCAACCAACAGUCUUCUUAUCUCGUGGUAAUUCCACUAGAUCCCAUUUCUGAUUUUUUGCAAGAGCUCUCAUCUCCUCAUCUAUGGCUUAUUUCCACUUAGGAUUGGAUAGAGCCUCUAAGUGAUUUUUUGGAAUGGCAGUGGUGUCUAAGGAUGCAAGGAACGAUUGAUAGGGUGAAGAAAGUCUGUGAUCAGACAGAAAAUUGGCAGUUGGGUACAAGGGUGUUUUUAUACACUCUCUUAUAGGUUUGCAUUGGGCAAUAGGAAGUGAAUCAUGAGGUUGGACUGCAGGAUCAUUAGAUGAAGGAGAUGUUAAUGGCUGUAUAUUUUCUUAGGCUAGAUCAGAAUCUUGGAUUUUUGGUGAAUUGUGAAUUUCCCUUUGCCUAGAAUAAACCUUGCCAAACCUUAGGUUUUCAGGAAGCGAAUUCAAUAUAAGACUGGGUAUUUCAGGGACUGAAAUGGGAAUAAACAGGUUACCAGCUGAAGAUGAGAGUGAAGAAUCUAUAUGUUGAUCCAUAUGAGCUGUAGAAAAUAGAUGUUGAUCACUGGAUGAAGAUUCUUUAAAAUAAGAAUCAGAUUCAUGAAAUGUAACAUCCAAUGAAAUAAAUUUUUUUAUAGGAGGGUGGUAACAUUUGUACCCCUUUUGAUUGGUAGCAUAACGAAGAAAUACACAUUUAAGUGAUCUCGGUUCUAGUUUGCCUUUGGUUUGAUUAUGAACGUGAACAAAAGAGACACAACCAAAUGUCUUAGGUUCUAGCCUAGUUUUAAGUUGAUGGUUUGGGAAAAACUUGGCUAAUGAAUCUAACAGGCUGAAAAAGCCUAAGGUUCUAGAUGGUAAUUGGUUGAUGAGGUAUGUGGCUGUUAGAACAACCUCCCCUCAAAAAACUUUAGGUACAUGAUGCUGAAAUAAAAUUGGUCAAGUGACUUCUAAAAGAUGACGAUUUUUUCUUUCAGCUAAACCGUUCUGCUGUGGGGUAUAGACACUGGAGAAUUCAUGUAUGAUGCCCUCUGUUUGGAAGUAUAAUUCAGAUUUUGGCUAAAAUACUCUUUAGCAGUAUCAGAUCUGAAUUUUUUAACACUAGUACCAAACUGAUUUUUUAUUAUGGCACAAAAAUUUCAGAACAUCACAUACAUCAGAUUUUUGUUUGAGAAGGAAGACCCAUUUACAUCUUGUACAAUCAUCAAUGAAAGUGGCAAACCAUUUACUACCACGAAUGUCAUUAAUGGGACCUGGUCCCCACAUGUCACUAUGAACUAGGAAGAAAGGAACAUCACUCUUUUCCCCUUGAGAUUGAAAUGAAGUACAUGUGUGUUUAGAAAGUUCACACACAUUAAAUUUAAGAGUGUCUAAUGACACCUUUCGAAACAAAGUAGGAAAAACUAUUUUCAAAGUGCUAAAGGAUGGAUGACCCAUCCGUUGGUGAAGUAAUCAUAUCUUAAGCACAUCUUCUAGAGGUUCUAAAGAUUGAUCCGCUUCCACUAGGUGUGUUUGGCUCAGUACUUCUAGAAGAUAAAGACCUUCACACUCUCUAGCAACUCCAAUCCUCCGAUGAUGUACCUUAUUAAAUAUGACACAAACAUCUUCAUCAAAAAAGACAUGAUAAGAUAACUGAAAUGAGGUUUGUAAAUAACUUGGGGACAUGAAGAACAUUAGUAAGAACCCCUAGAGGUUCAAGUCUAAUGUCUCCUAUACUUGUGACGGUUAGAAAGGAUCCGUCUACAGUAGUCACUUUUCUGUCACUAGGAUAGGGGUUAUAUUUGGUUAAAAGGCUGGGGGAGUUGGUCAUGUGGUCUGUUGCUCCUAAGUCUACUGCCACUGCCCAAUUAUUAAAAAUAUCUCUAGAAGAAACUCUAACUCCAAGAGAGUGGUGAAACAUACCAGGUUGAGUUGAUGAGAACUGUAUCACUGUCAACUUCAGUUUUUCUAACUCAAUUCGAAGUCGCUCUAUAUCCUCAAUUUGGGAAUUUGAAGACUGGCUAGUCGGUAAUCCUGUUGCCAAUGUGAUUGACUACCAUAUUUUUCAGUACCAAAAUUUUGUGGUUUACCAUGUAGUUUAUAACAUCUGUCUCUAGUGUGCCAAGCUUUCCUGCAAUAUGUACACCACAGAUUAUCACAAAAAUCAGUCUUCUGAUUUCUUCCUUGGCUAUUCUUGGGCUGUUUAGCUUGAUCUGAAGCUUUCUUCAUAAUUUCUCCUUGUUUAAUCAUAAAUACAGUAUUGUCAACUUCAAGCACUGACAACAUUAAUUUCCGACGACUUAUUUAAAAUGAUGGAAAUAGCUUCAUCCAAAUCACAUUUCCUUUCACAGCUCAAAAUCUGUUGUCUGACUUGAUCAAAAACAGAAUGAAGUCCAGCCAAAAAAAUUUAAACACUCUUCUUCAUUUUAUAAAAUGUCAUAGGACAACAAUUUCUGCAGGUUUUUCUGUAUCAAUGCUGAGAUAAUAAUCGAUUUCCUGCCAUAAAUUUUUCAGUUGUCCUGUAUAUUCCAUCAUAGAUUUAUUUCCUUGAAUUGUGGACAUGGAUUUUGUCUCAAGUUCAUAUAAAUGUGCCUCAUUAUUUCUUUGUGAGAAUUUCGUGUGAACUGUUUCCCACAUAUCUUUGACUGUAGAUAGAAAGAAAAAAUCUCGGCCAAUUUGGGGAAUCAUUGUUCCCCAAAACCAGGUUUUAAUUAAUGCAUCUUUUUCUCUCCAUCUACGAAAUUCUCGAGACAAUGGAUCCGGUUUCCCCUCAAUCAAAUGAUGUAACACCCCUCUUCCAGUAAAUACCUCUCGAACAUAUUUUGACCAUCGAAUCAAAUUGUAUCCAGUCAAUUUGAACUCUGCUGGCAUUGCAGGAAGUUCUAUGACUAAUCUUGGACCACUUGGACCAAGAUUAACUUCCCUUGUGGAGAUUGGAUCCCCCACAGAUGAUGAAGAAUUGUCUCCCACAUUCUCCAUUUACAGAAGAUGUCCAAAUUCACGAAAAAUCAAAUUCGUGAAAAAGUCUCAAUAGAGACAAGAAAAACGGUGCAAGAACUGUAACAGACCAGUAGAUCAGUGCGGAAGCAAAGAAAUGGAGCGAUCACACCUGGAUUCGCUCUGACAGAAACACAGCUAAGAAGAAGAUCCCUUGCUGGAAGUGUACGGCACCUGUAACUCCAGCAGACGAUUGAGAGAACGCCAACAAAGCAGUGUCAACUGUGACGGUGCUGAAAAAUAGGGUUUAAAAACCCUAGAAUGGCUUUGAUACCAUGUAGUCAAGAUAAGACACGGUCUGGAGCUCUGAUAGGCACCCAGCACUCGUGGAAGAAGAAUAACUUUAUCAAUCAAAAACUGUUUACAAGGAGAGCGGGAUCUAGUAUUUAUACCAGAUACCUAGAAGGUUCUAGACACACUGAUGUAACACGAAAUGAAAGGUGCAUGAGGACAUAUAUGUAGACUUGUACGGUAUACAUGUUAUUAAGUGCAUGUGGACAACAGUAUUGUUUGUUGAUUGCAGUGAAGUUGGAACUGCUGCACCUUUCUACUUUGUGCGUUUGUACAAAGGAAAUAUUAUGUGAAGUUUCUGUUGCAUUUUACGAAUGAAGCUUUUGGUAAUAUCUACUUUAGAAUUUCUUUGGCCUUAGUUUCUAAAGGAUGCUGAUGGUUAAUGAUAAAUGCAACUUUAUAUUAUUACGAACGGGGCAAAGCAAUGAUGAAAUAACUGGGGAAAGCAAAUGAACGUUCCUGUCUGCUAAAGGUCUAGUUGCUUCACACUUAUGGAAAGUAGAUCCCCUUGACACUUCCCACAAGCAUUUCUUCUGGGCACAGAACUGUCAUACCGCAGGAAUUUUCAGACUGCUAUUCCAAUAAGGAAAUUGUAGGCCGUCGGGAUGACUACAAUACGAGCCAUCUGUUAUCAUCCCGUCAUCUUUUUAUAGGACAAGGAGAAAGUAUAUUCCUACAAAAUUUCAAUACGGGGUUGGUUCUUCAAAACUGUUCCCCCUCUUGGAUUCAUUUUGAACCUUUUAUAAUGUGUACACGGUUCUGAUGAUUGCUAUAUCAUAUUUAUAGUCCCUCUGUAUACCUAUAGAAUUAACAUUGAUGCUAAUUAUUUAGUCCUAUGAAUAUUUUUUAGCAGGGAAUUACCAAGAUGUCGAACAUCAUCAUGGGAAUUUUUACACUGAUACUUUUCCAUGUCUCUGUACUGACGCAUACUCUGGCAGAUUUUUAGGAACCUAAUGUAUUUUUGUUGCCUCUAUAGACAGUAAUACAUCUUCUGAAAAUUUGUAGACACCGAACAGAGGAAGGCUGCCUCUUGAUCACUCUGACACAGGUCGUUGGUUACAUGUAGGUACCGGCUAAUGUUCUUUUUCGUAUUCUUUUUAUGCAAUAUAUUUAUCGUUCUAGCUUUUCUCCAUAAAAAUGAUCUGUUCAAGUGUGUUGUAGUGCUGUGAAAGCCAUUUACCCAUCAGACUUGACUUCCAAUCGGUCUUUGUUUUUUGUUCUUUUGAAGGUUAAACAAGCCCACUUUCACGAAAGGAGCACAAUUGUAAAUAGAACAACAUAUGAAAAAUAUAAUAAGAUCAUAACGUCCUUAUCUCAUCUGACAAGAUUCUCGUCAUGUUAGAAGGAAAUCAGCACAAAAUAUUCUGCCUUCCAUUUCUCUUUGACAGUAUAAGUAGAUAUGGUGCUUAUCUUCAUUCCUUUAGAUCUUCACUUCUAGUGGAUCUUAGCUUUGUUCAUGAUCUCUUACAUGCAUUUCAAUUCAUACUUAAUAAUCUAUUGUUCUUUCUCCUAAUUUUCCCCAGCAUUGCUGGUUAGAGCAUGAUCCAGCAUACAGUAUCCAUGAGCGCUGGAUAUAUAUCCACCGCUCAUGGAUACUGUAUUGUCUGAUAAUCCACAGGUGGAAAUUUGUGCUUGGAAUGUUAUAUUUAAAAUUAUCUCCAUUGUCAUGGAAUCAACGUAAAAUUGUGAUUAUCCAACAAAGUAGAAGUUUGUUCGAAUUUCUAAAUGAUAUCGUUUGCUGGGGGUCCUUUUCUCACCUAUUUGCGUAAUAUUCUGUUUCUUAGUUUCUGUUUCAUAUUCCUCGUAGUGCAGUACCAAUAUUAUUUCUUAAGAUAAAAGGAGAAAGGAUAAACAAUAACGGUUUUUUUGGAUCCGUUUGCCAAUUAUCACCAUUGUUACUGUUGUCCAGCAGAUGAAACAUUUGAUUAGAGCAUUCUGUGCAAGAGAUCUAGUUAAUCGCUUGAUACAACUAGAGUGGCAGAAGUAUCAUUCACAAUCUAAAUGAAGCCGUAACUAUUAAGGUGGCAUUGUGAAUAAAUAGUAUUAUCAUGUCGCGUUUCUCAUUGAUGCCUUAUAUGCUAACUGGUUUUGAGUCUGCUACGUUUUGUAUUUCAUUAUUUUUCCAGCUUUCUUUACUCCAGUGAUGACGUUCAUCUUAAAAGAAGAAAACAGAAAGGAUGACAUGGGGAAAUCAACAGUUGGCUAUUUACACGAAAAACUGAUCAACUCAUAUGUUCUGUUGAGCAGACCUAAUAUGUUACUUCUUUUCACUCCUUUAUUUCAGGUUGCUUGAACCUUAUACCCUGUCUGUAGAGAAUGGUGUGAAUGUCUUGUAAUAGUUUUCUCAUUUGUAUUUUGACUUAUGUGGAAGAUCUAAAGAGUCCUACCAGAAAUUUGCAUAUCUGUUAACCAAUUAAGUUAAAUUAUGUCUCCUGGAAUAGUUAAAUGAUAUAUGAUGAAAGAUGACUCCCAUUAGACUAGGUCUAAGAUGUGCGCUUGUCUUCUCUUCAUUACAGUGUCACAAGUAUAGUUCUCUUUGUGGUGUUUUGGCUAUUCUGAUCCCAAGGUAGAUAUAAGAUGAGGAUAUCAUGCAACAUAGCUGUACACUUUUUCUCUCAUUUUCUCAUGUGAUGUUUAAUACAUUGUCAAAUUCAAUUGCUUGUGGAUAGUGGAAAAUAUAGAGCUUGUCUUAACUCAAUGCAUCUUCUUUUCAAAGUUACUUUUUAUACUCUGAUGGUUUUCUGGAUAGUGGUGACUGUAAUGUUCCGGUGUAUGAUGUGCUUCUUGCUGCAUGAGUGACCUGUUAUAGUUUCUUAGUCAUCUGGACAUGCAUGGUGGGCCAUUUGUCUUAUGCCUCAUGCCAUUGCCUUUCUUCCUGCUUACAACUGUUCUAAACUCACUCUAAUCAAACCCCACGUCCAUUGGAAAAAAACUCCCCGAGUUGCUUGGUUUUGUGUGCAUCCGAUAAAUGCAACAAGAUUCUGUAAGGAUUGCUGUGAUUCUUUGCCAUAACUACACAAUUUCUUCGCUGUUUUUCACAUUUCCUGCUGAUCCCAUUCUCUUCUGUACUGUAAUAUUGUUUAUUUGCUAAUAUAUGAUCUCAUCAAUGUUUCCCCGAUUUAUUGAUAAUUUUUGUAAGGGUUAUCAUUUUUUCUUUACAGUUUUAGCUGCAUAUUACCAUUUAUAUCUGAUUCAUUUGUACGUUAAAUACUGCAGCGAUAUGUUGAGGCCCAAUGCUGCAUUGCUUCCAAUGAUUAUAAAGGUAUGCUGACUUCAUUGGGACAUUUGCUGAUGGUUUCCGUUUACCUCGUUUAGAGUGACUGAGAAAACUCGGUUUGAUUAAAUAUUCGUCUAGUUGUCUGCACGAUAUUUUUUUUGUGCUGUAUGCCUGGAAUUUGAUGAAUAGAAAACGCUAAUCUAUAUUCAGUGAAGACACUCUGUAAAUAAAAACCUGUGCAGAUUUUUAAUUUCGAAUUUAUUAUGUGUCACGAUUAUAUCACUUUGCCAUAUUCAUAGCACGGAGAACAUGGACAAAGUGUGAACUAGACGCUAUCUCUGAUAUCACUUUCUGCAUAAGAAGUUAUGAUUUCACUCUUUUACAAGUUGGAAACAAGCCAUGAUCACAGUUCUCGAUAAUUUUCUUGUUAUUAGGCUGUUAUUAUUGCGUUUAAUGCUCCUUUCUUGUUUUCUUGUCAGAACUCUAUUAGAUUUUCUUGCUGUCUAACUGAUAAUGAUAGCAAUCAGGCAUUUAUUUCUGGGGGAUUCUUUUUAUCUACCGAUUAAUCUGUCAUUCAAUGGAAUGCCUAUUGGAGAUUGAACGUCAAUUGCACUCUUGCAGAAAGUGCAGGAUUUCUGGUCAUCUGCUAAUUGUCCUUGGUUAAAUGACCUUAGGCUUUUUCUGGGUGAUAUAUUAUGCCAUGGUAUUGGUACACUUUUAUUACCAUCUCAUGAAUAUCUGGGAAGUCUUAGUGCACUUUUGUUCUCUUUACUCUAACUAAAAUCUUAAUGCUUUGAAUGCCUACCGUGUAAUUUAUUAUUUGAAACUGAAAUUUUGACGUCGGAACCCAUACAUCUCUGUUUUGCAGGUGGUCUUGACAAUUUUUCUGAACUUCUACAACGAUUUCCUAACAAUGUUCAUAUCUUAUUGGAAAUUGCGAAGGUUCACACUUUCUCUCACAAAUGAAUGUUUAUAUUGUUCUGUUUCGGUGAGAAUUUACUGACUUGGAUAAAGAGGAUGAGAAGAAAUUCUGUACGCUAGAGUUUGUGUUUUGUUUUUGAAGGUCAACUGAGUCAUGAAUUUGGGUUUUCGAGAAAUUCUGAUUUUUUCCCAUCCCAAGUUUGCAAGUGCAGAUAUAUGAAACUCGAAGCACAUAGGGGAAUGGAUAUAUUUUUGUGCCCGGAAUUGACUGUUAGAAACACGAUGCUUGUUCUCCUUUCCAAGUUUGCUAGUUCAGAAAUAUGAAAUUUUCAGCACACUGGGAGGGGCUUGCCUUUGGGUUCUUUCCAAUCAUUCUGAUGUUAGUUGAAUCGAUUUUCAAGGUUUCUACCUUCCUAUCUAGUUUGAUUGUUCCUCCAUGCAUCCGUGGGAUAGAUAACCUUACUGAUUCCCGUGAGGAUUCAUGCAUAUGCGAAGUUAAAAAGCCAAGGUAGAUUGUAACGGUGAUUUAAAGUUAACAGAUCUUGUUUAAACCAACGCGACUUAUUCUCAGCAGUCAAAAAAUUGGUGGUGUAGCGUCCUAGUGUCUACGUACUAUAAUGGAUAGUGGUGCUCAUGAGCAAUCGCUUUCUUUUUAGGGAUAUUUUUGUUGAAUUCUGUCGAAUGUAUUUUUUUAAAUGUUAUUUUUAUUUAAGCAUUAGAUAAAUGUCGGCUAUAUCACCUGCACUUAAAUUAGCAAUACGGGAAAUAUUUUGGAAAUCUGGAGCCCAUUUUCUGGGCUUUUGAUGGGGCUAGUGCCCAGGACCUUGCCUUCUCAAAGAUGUACUGACUGGGGCUGGUCUUGGGAGAGAAUCUUGAGAAUGGGCCUAUGUAACUCUUCAUUGUUCCAAUGAACCACGUUAGGAGACAAAUAAGGGAAAGUUGAAUCGGUUCCUUUCCUGUCCUUUUUCUAACUUAAUGACAGUUUUCAGGUCCUCAACCCAUAACUUAAUUAGACCAAUUUUUAGUCUGGCCUCGUCAAGCGUUUUGCUAUUCUUUUUUACCAUUAUUUUUUAUAAGAAAUACACCUGCUGAAUUUUAAGGGUCCAAAUCACCGAACAAGGGAGUUUUCAUGAUGGUAACUCACCUAAUUAUACAACAAUCACAGGAAAACAAAUCAUACUUCCACAAUUUUCAUUAGAAAAUGGAAUAAAUGAAUUGUAAGAGCUUUAGAAGCUUAGAUAUGAGCUCAUCUUCUUCUUUGACGAUAGGUGAGUUAAUUGAAUGUUUUAGGAGAGAACUAAAUUUUGGAGUUAGUCUUCAGUAGAGAGCCUUUCAGAUGUUUCAAUCCUCUUGUAUUGAAUGUUUUAAGGAAUGACUUUUAUUGAGAGGUCGAAGUUCCUCUCGGUAGAGAGCAAAUCGGUUUCUGUCAGAUAUAUGAUGCCCGUUUUCAAAUUUUCUUCGACUAAAGCAGUGAAAUUUGAAUCCAUUUGAAAUGAUUUUGUUUCGAAUGGGAGUAAUGAGGAUGUGAAACCGUUGCGUGCUUUACAUUAGGCUAGACUCUGAAUUACGCAAAAUCGAGGGGGAUGAUUUGGUGAAAUUUCACCUAUUCAGCUUUGUCUAAGAAAAUAGGUUGCUUUUUUUUAAUAUGAAAUAGAGAAUACUUUAGGAAUGGGAAUGAAUGAGAUGGUGCAUCAUUGAUGAAAUGGGCUGCUUUUUCUGUGGACUGCACGGGAGACUGUAAACUACAUUUUUUCUUUAGAUUGUGUAUUAUUUAGGUGGUAUGAAUGUUUACUUUCAGCAUAGUACAGCUUCAGAUUGUUGAGUGUUUAGUGUUUAGAUAUGUAUGAAUAGCUGCAGAAAUAGGAUUGCAUCAACCAGUUUUACACUAAGUUACAUUGGUAGACCAGGUCUUUGCCAGAUAUUCUUUGGGCCUUCUUUGUGGGAAAGGGACAAAAGAAGGUCAUAUCAGAGUUGUAGAGCUUUACGGUACUUAUUAAAAAGCACUUAUUAGUGGAUUCAAGCUAAGGAAGAAUAUUUUAGUGGGCUUAUAUUUUAUUUUGCAUUUUAUAGCAUUUUCAUUGGUGCGUGUUUUAGCCCAUGGGUACGCUGAUAACUUCACUUUCUUCCAUUCUUCCGGAUUUUAAUUUUUUUUUUCUGGUUUGUUUUAUUAAAUAGAUUAGAUCUUUUUUCUAUCCUUGGGAUAGUCUAUUGUAGACUGGCUACUUUUCUUUAGGGUAGACUGAAAAUUCCAGUUUUUUUAGAAAAACUUUAAUUUAACUGAACCAGAAAACAUCUUUGACUAACUGUGCAGGUUGAAGCCAUUAUCGGGAGAAACGAUGAAGCAAUUAUGAAUUUCGAGAAGGUAUGCUGACAAAAAAUGUGUUUAUGAUAUAUUCUCCUCUACAUUGCCUGCUGAGUCUGGACCUGAUAACUCACAGGUCCGAUCUAUCGAUCCUUAUGUGAUGACUUAUAUGGAUGAAUAUGCCAUGAUUCUUAAAGCAAAGUCUGAGCACUCCAAGUUGAACAAGCUGGUGCAUGAUUUGCUGGUUAUUGAUCCUAAAAGGGUCGAAGUUUCUGUCACUCUAUCUGUACUAUGGGAGAGAAAAGAUGAAAAUAAAGCUCUGGCUUAUGCUGAGAAGGUUAAGUCAAACAAAGACAUUCAUGAGCUCUUUGUUUUUAUAUGCACAUUUUUAACAUUUGAUCAACCUUUUCCUUGAAUUUUGUUUUAUUUUUUAACAUUCAGAGUGUCAGAAUGGAUGAUAGGCAUAUAGCUGGACAUGUUAUGAAGGUAUCAAAUGAUUAGAUGCUUUCACGUGUUCUCUUAUUGUUGAAUGUUAUGAAUGCUUUAAGGUUCGUCUCUUUCAGCAUGCUAUAUUUCUGUAUUUUUUUCCUUUAAUUAUGAAGGGUAAUCUUCUGCUGCAACUAAAGCGGUCAGAUGCAGCUGUGACUGCCUUCAGGGCAGCACAAGAGCUUAGGCCCGAUCUUCGCUCCUAUCAGGGUAAUUUCUGGGUAAACCGUUAAUACAUCCCGAUUCAACAUUUUCUGGUCAUAGAUGAACAUCCAUGCGAAAGUUUCCAUUUCCGCAGGUCUAGUUCGUUCUUUUCUGGCACUUUCGAAAACAAAAGAGGCACUUUAUGCUGCCCGUGAAGCAAUGAAGGCAAUGCCACAGUCUGCAAAGGCUCUUAAAUUAGUUGGUGACGUCCAUGCUAGUAAUCCUGGGGGAAGAGAAAAGGUAAGUUUUCGUAAUCGGUAGUCAAGUGGGCAUGCUGUUUCCUAUUGGGCCCUUCAGUUUUUGGUUUCAUUUGAUGAUCAUAUCAGAAUGGAAAUUCAUUUGGUGCCGGUUGACACAGCCUUGUCCUUGUGCUGAGAUUACUAACUCUGCGGCCUUAGGGACCUUCACUCUUAGAUAUAUCCCCAGCGUCAGGGUAAAAACAACAGAGAUAUACUAAACUUCCUUCUAACGCACCUUAGAGGUAGAAAUAGCCAUAUGAGACCUAUUGUUCCGCUUUCAACUCCAUUUUGACCUUACGGUGAAAGUCAAUCCACACACUCGCUCUGUAUUGGGGCGAAAAUUAGGUUUCACAUAAUUAUUAUGUUCCAGGUUGUGCCAUCAUGUCUAUCUGUCAGCAUAUCGUGACUCACUGUUGGGAGCCACUGUAGGUUCUUUUCAGAACCUUGAUUAAUUUCACUUGAUGGAAAGAAGUUCCUAUUUACUACUAGUGCUCAUACUUGUCCUGGCCCAUUCAUGCUAUGUGCUGGCCAAUUUGGAUCCCAGUUGGCACCUCCUAAUCAUUCCAUUAAACGACUCCAUUGCAAGUUUCCUUUUUUUUUUCUUUCAUGUGUCUAUGAUUUGCUGCUUUUCAGACUGUUUCCUUAGACUACUUACCUUUACCUUUACAGGCGAGGAAGUUCUAUGAGUCUGCUCUUCGUCUUGAGCCUGGUUUUCUUGGUGCUGCUUUAGCAUUGGCUGAGCUUCAUGUUGUCGAGGGACGGAAUAAAGAUGCUGUUUCACUCCUUGAACGUUAUCUCAAGGAUUGGGCUGAUGAUUCUCUCCACAUAAAGUUAGCCCAAGUUUUUGCGGCAACAGAUGUGCUGUCAGAGGCAUUGUCACAUUAUCAAGCAGCACUGAGGUUUCUUUCUAUCAUUAUUAUUUUACAUAAAAUAAAGGGUACACCUUCCUUGUUUCAAGCAUCUACUUCGAACGUUUGAACUGGGAAAUUUUUGGCACCAGUCCUUCGUAUAUGUCAGGCUGGUGUUUAUAGAUCUUAAUGUGAAAAUAUUGAGUCAUAAUGAAUCUCUCAUUGCACAAGACCCAGAUAUAUAAUAGACAUCACUUCGAAAUAGUAUACUACAGAAACAUGCAGUACCUCAAUCCAAAUGUAGUCAACGAGUUGAACAGUUUUUUUCAGUCCUUUUGGGUUUUUUCACUGUGUGAUGAAAUUCCCUUUGACUUGACUUCUCCUCGAGGUUUUUUUUCCUGUGCUUACUGUCGAGUUCUUCAGCAACGUUUUAUAAAGCUCUGGUUCAGAAGGUCUUUUCUCAAGGAACUUGCAUUCAUUGGAGGAUUUCUUCAAGUUUUCCGUUUUUAGUUCACUUCUCUUCUUCAAUCUUCACCAUACCUGUUAGGAUUCUACAGGGAACAGAGAUGAAUAAAUCAGUCCAACAUCUGGAUGCAGGCCAAGUUUUUCACUAUAUAGUUUUUCAUUCUGUGAACUUUGAGGAAGUUUUUCGUUUCAAAGACCGGAUUCAAUUGAAUAGUCCUGUUUCUUUCUCUGCUGCACCCAGAAUUAAUCCUCAAAAUGAAGCUGCAAGAAAAGGGCUAGAGAGGCUAGAAAAGCUGAUGAAGGUUUGUCUACCCUUUAACUACUGUACUUCAUUCAUGUGUUUUAAAGCUAGUCGGUCUCCCCUAUUUCCCCCACAUAUUUCGUAUCUUCCAUUUUUUUCAGCAUUCUUCAUCUAAUAAUUAUAUUAUAUAAUAAUUCUCAAUUUGACAACUCUUACAGGGACUGGAUCCUGAUGCACCUGAAGAGGACGAAGACAAUGAGGUUGAAGAUGCCGAUGGAGAUCAGGAAGAGGCUGAACUUUUGUAG
Molecule: messenger RNA, 20058 nt
Organism: Spirodela intermedia
Lineage: Eukaryota; Viridiplantae; Streptophyta; Magnoliopsida; Alismatales; Araceae
Source: the annotation of a GenBank genome assembly